Molecule: messenger RNA, 3165 nt
Organism: Cheilinus undulatus (humphead wrasse)
Lineage: Eukaryota; Metazoa; Chordata; Actinopteri; Labriformes; Labridae
Product: syntaxin-binding protein 4
Exons: 21
Coding region: 130-2175 (681 amino acids)
Molecular function (GO): protein binding
Source: RefSeq, a predicted model, not a curated record
UGGAAUUAGAGGCUGGCUGUGUAGACAGACCACCUUGAGGUUGCAUGCUGAGGGUUGAAGGCAGGGGGUUCUCCGACAGACCUACCAAACUACCGUCUGUCAAACCGGAGAAGCGGGCUCCAUGUCAAAAUGCCAACCUUUUCCGUGAUGUACAAAGGAGCUGUCAUCAUAAGCAGGACACUAAUGGGUCCAUAUGGAGUUGACCGAGCUGUUCAUUCCAUGGAGUUUACAGACUGUGAGAAUGGCCUGGGAAUUAAAGUGAUCGGGGGUGUAAAGGAGCUAACAGGAGAGGAGUUUGGUGUCUAUGUGAAACGAAUUUUACCAGGUGGCCUUGCUGCAAUUGAUGGAAACCUCAUGCCAGGAGACCAAAUCUUGGAGGUGAAUGGAGACAGUUUGGUUGGAGUCACAAGUGAAAGAGCUGUGGACAUCUUGCGAGCAGCCUCAGCAACCAAUCACAUGCGCCUUCUCAUAACCAGAGAUGAGGAAGCAAAGAGAGAGUUUUCUGAAUUGUUGGAGAAGUAUGGAUCGAAUGGUAGCACAGGAUCAACACGCAACUCUCCAAUCCAGCAAGGGGGCCGCUACCUGGAAAGUACAUCAUCUGGUUCUUCAUCUCGCUCCCAGAGUCCUUUGUUAUUGAGCCCAGCAGGCUCUCAGAACAUGUACAACAGUAGUGGGCCCAUGCUGCGAUCUCUAAGUCAUCCUGGUGAAGGUGUGAUUCAGCUAAUUUCAGUGGCCCGAUCAAGCAGUUUCGGCAUCACUAUUGGAGGAGGCUCCAACAGGCCUGAUGGGCCUGCAAUCUUUAUCCAGGAGGUGCUUUCUGGUGGAGACUGUCACCGGGAUGGACGUCUAAGACCAGGAGAUCAGCUCAUAGCCAUUAAUAAGGAGUCCUUGAUAGGUGUUACCCAUGAGGAGGCUAAAAGCAUGCUCAACAAAGUGAAAUUCAGCCAAGACACCUCAGUGGAAAUAGCCUUCAUCCCAGGGAAAGGACUUUUUCCCAGCAGCGCAUCUCUCCACAAUGGGGUCCACCGGGCUGCAGGCCACAACUCUGGGCGCCUAAAAGUCCAUAUCAGGUCACCUGAGAUCUGUGCUGAGGAGCCAACCACAGUGUCCUCACCGUCUCCUGACAUCUGCCCACCAGAUAUUCAUAUUUCAGGUUCAACCAGCCAGAGGUCCCCAACAGAGGCUAAACCUAAGAUAACUCUAGACCCCUACAUACGUCUCAAAUCAGAUAAGUUAGACUUGGCUUUGUCCUUCCUUGGGUUGGAUGUCACAGAAGAGAAGAGGAAGAUGCUAAAACAAAGUCUGAACACAGACCCACAAGGAACUGUGGCCUAUGGAGACUUUAUGGAUGCCACACGGAACAUCUUUCAGGAGGACCUUGAAGAGCUUGGUUUAGGGGCAGGUCCCUUCAUGUUUUCUUAUCAUGAAGCUGCAAGUUUGAUGGAUACAUCUGCCUUCCACUCUCCUACAUAUGAAUCUGAAUGCAGCUACAGCAGCGAGGAGAUGGAGCAGUUUCAGACAGAAGUAAAGCAGCUGCAAACCCAGAUGAAGCAGCUUAAGGUGAUGCUGAGGGACAUGGAACACAGCAAGAAAACCCUGGAGGAGGAGCUGCAGAAGACAUCAGAGAAAGCAUGUUUGACUAUUGAGGAGAACAAUCGCCUGAAGAGUCGCCUGCAGAGAGCUGAGGCUGAGGCUGGACAGCGCCAGACCAGCAGUGCAGAGCAGGACUAUGAGGAGGUCAUCCAGCUGCUGGAGGCUGAGAUUAAAGACCUGAAAAACCAGCUAGCUAGCAAGAGGCAAGGACAGGGAGUUGAGGCAACCAAGAUGAGUCCCACACAGGAGGAGGUGUUGGAACUGAACAGGAGGCUGACAACCAUUGACUGCCAGCUAAAGAAGUCAGAAACGAUGAGGAAACACCUGGAGGUCUCCAACAGGAAACUGUUAGGCUUUGCUCAGAAUGUCCACAAAGUGUUGACCACACCCAGUCUGGGGAACACCAGGUCGUCUCCAGGCACUGACAGUCCUGACACCCCAUUACCAAUUCCUGAUCCAGCCCUCCAACUGGCUGUGGAGGCCAAAGAGCUGGUGGUAGGAGCAUGUACCCUCACUGCUGAUGCCAGAGUGAGUGCACCUGAGGCAGCAUCAGUCCAAGAUGACAGCCCUCACCAUGUAUGAGCAACAGAGAGCCUGAGAGUACCAGAGAAAGCUGAAGAUGCUGUAUGAACAGCUGAACCAAUGCACUCUGCGCUGCAGUCAACAUUCAGGACACCAUCUUAAUACUUCUUCUUUAAUUGAUAAUUUAUUUCAGUGAUUGAAAAUUACACAGUCAGUGUUUUAUGCCAAUGCUAUCUUGCACACAUCAUAUGGAUAUCUUCUCUCGUUACAUUUAGCAGUAUUUAUAGAGGAGGUUCAGCAGCGGGAACUUUUGAACUGAGUCAUGACCCAAGGACUCUCAACUUUUCAUGAUAAAAUAUGUAAAGAAGUCUUUAAAGAAACUCAUUCAUCUAUCCAUCCAUUAGCUGCUUGCAGGACUGUUAGGGAAAGGAAACAUUGGGGGAGAGGUAAGAUACAAACUUUACUGGUCAAGAAUUGCAACUAUCAAUACUCAAAUGGAAACCUAUGGGCAAUUUGGAAUCUAAUUAAAUGUAAAUGAGGACUUGUCUCAUGGAAAAGGAUGAUCAAGAGGUACUGUUCUAAGAGUCCUCCCUGGUCAAGGUAACACACUGCCAUCUCUCUCCAUUGGAUGUCCCUGAUCUUCUCCGGCUCUCCAGUUGUGAACUGUUGAAUAAAUGCUGGACAAAAGCAAGAGCCCUUUUGCCCAUUUUCUAAACUAUUUUUGUGCCCUUACUAUUAUUCAGAGUAGUUGGGCCUGAACAGUGUUUUUCCCUAAUGCUUCAUUUCACUGCAUGAUUCAUGUUGAUGUGUGACCUACAUCCAGGACUGGAUAAAACAUUGUGUUAUCUUGUGCUUUGUAGUCAAGAAUGAGCAAACAUCCGUCACAGACUACACCUGGAACAUACAUUUUAUUUAUAUCAGGAUCUGCAAAUACAUUUAGAAAAACUGACAUGCCCUGUAAUUCUGCAAUGUUGCAUCUUGAUGUGGCCUCAUAUCUUUGUUUCAUUUUGUAUUAAAGUAAUAACUGAUGAAUAAAUCUGAUGUUGUUUA